Molecule: messenger RNA, 423 nt
Organism: Amblyraja radiata (thorny skate)
Lineage: Eukaryota; Metazoa; Chordata; Chondrichthyes; Rajiformes; Rajidae
Product: granzyme A-like
Exons: 2
Coding region: 10-423 (137 amino acids)
Biological process (GO): proteolysis
Molecular function (GO): serine-type endopeptidase activity
Source: RefSeq, a predicted model, not a curated record
AAUAAUGCAAUGAUCAACAAUGAUGUGGAUGUGCUCAAACUACCUGGAGGAAUGGCCUAUGAUCUGAAGCCUGGAACUUCCUGCUUAGUGGCAGGAUGGGGAAAAACAAGUAAUGGAUUUCCAUCUGACACACUUCAAGAGGUGACAAUAGAAGUAAUAGAUCGUAAAACAUGCAACAGCGAGGACUAUUACAAUCACAAACCUGAAGUAACCCAGAACAUGAUCUGUGCUGGUGACAGUGAAGGCAAAGGAGAUUCGUGCCAGGGUGAUUCAGGUGGUCCUUUGUUUUGCAAUGGAAAGUACACCGGGAUUGUGUCCUUUGGCAUAGGAUGUGCAGAUCCCAAAAAGCCUGGAAUUUACACUUUUGUUUCUAAAUACCUUCAUUGGAUUUGGAAAACAUUGCCAUGCAGUCUUACAAUAUGA